AUGGGCUUGUUUACAGAAUUACCAGAAGAAUUCCGGGAGGUGGACGUAAUCGUGGCCGGGGGAGGGACGGCUGGGUGCGUGGUUGCUUCUCGUCUCGCAGAAGCAGAUCCGAAAUUGUCGAUUCUCGUUAUCGAGCAGGGCAUGAACAACUACAAUGUGCCUCAAAUUGUACAACCCGCUCUCUUCCCACUGAAUCUUAAUCUUGACAGUAAAUAUACACUCUUCUGGAAAGGCAACAGGGCACCACAGCUUGCGGACAGGGAGCCUGUCGUUCCCAGUGGUGGCACUUUGGGCGGUGGAAGUAGUAUUAAUUGGAUGGUAUACACCCGCGCUCAACGAUCUGACCUUGAGUCAUGGAAGACGCCAGGGUGGUCGUCCAAAGAACUAUUGCCGUUCUUGAAGAAGUUUGAAACCUAUCAUGGCCGAGGCGAAAAGGAGCUGCAUGGCGACAAUGGCCCUGUCAAUAUCUCCAGCGGCACCUUCCGAGCAACCCGCGCCGAAAAUGAUUUCAUUGAAGCCGCCGCUAAAAUUGGCUACCACGAACUGAAAGAUUUACAAAACCUUGACUCUAACAACGGUACCGAGCGUUGGUUGCGCUACGUUGGCCCCGAUGGACGACGCCAGGAUGCCGCCCACAGGUUCCUUCACCCGAAACUUCAGAGCGGGCACUAUCCGAAUCUGCAUGUCCUGACGGAAAACCAGGUUGUGAGAGUCCUACUUGAUGAUAAUAAAAGAGCCGUUGGGGUCCAGUACCGGCCGAAUCCCAAAUUUCAAGCCGCUGCACGUGGGAAGUCUCUACUUACCGCUCGCGCGUCGAAAUUGGUCGUUGUCUCGGCCGGCGCGAAUGCUACACCACAGAUUCUGGAGAGAUCGGGGAUUGGCGACCCGAAAAUUCUUAAACGCGCCGGAGUCCCAGUCGUCGAAGACUUGCCCGGUGUGGGGAAUGAUUACCAGGACCAUCACCUCACACUGUACACAUAUCGAACCAGCCUGACACCGAACGAGACUAUUAAUGCCUUUGCGGAUGGGCGACUAAAUGUGCAAGAGGAGAUCAGGAAAAACAAUAAGCAGCUGGGUUGGAACUCCAUGGAUGCUUCAGGCAAAUUCCGUCCCACCGAGGCUGAAGUUGAAGCUCUUGGACCCGACUUCAAGAGAGCCUGGGAUCGAGAUUUCAAGAAUGCGCCUGACAGGCCCCUAAUGAUUAUUGCCAUGUACUUGAGCUUCUUUGGCGAUCACGCUACAUUGCCAGAUAACUCCGAGUAUGUUUCCAUUGCUAAUUGGACGGCUUAUCCAUAUUCGCGCGGGCACAUCCACAUCACAGGGCCGAACAUCUCCGAUCCUAUUGACUUCGACGUGGGCUAUUUGAAAGACCCCAACAACAUUGACGUCAAGAAACAUAUCUGGGCAUACAAAACCCAACGCGAGAUCUUUCGUCGCAUGAACAUCUUCCGUGGCGAGCUGGCAGCAGAUCACCCCAAGUUCCCUCCAGGCUCGAAGGCCGCCAUUGUUGAAAAGGCGGACGGCCCUGUCGCUGACGACGCAAAACGUAUCGAGUACACGCCCGAGGAUGAUAAGGCUAUUGAAGAGAAUGUCAGAAAGAUCGUCACUACUACCUGGCACUCGUUAGGAACAUGUAAGAUGGCACCAAGAGAGGAGAAAGGUGUUGUGGAUGCCAACCUGAGUGUGUACGGCAUAAAGGGUUUGAAGCUGGCGGAUCUGAGUAUCGUCCCUGAGAACGUUGGUGCAAAUACGAAUAAUACCGCUCUAAAGCAGCGGAUAUAUUCAUUCGGGAAUUGGGUCUUGGUGGGAAGUCGAAGGGGCGGGAAGCUACAAGAUACUCAGGAGAGAACCUUAAUAUUUCUCGGCUCUAAAUAUAGGUCAGAAGGCAAAGAUAGAGAAUGCUAA
Molecule: messenger RNA, 1905 nt
Organism: Fonsecaea erecta
Lineage: Eukaryota; Fungi; Ascomycota; Eurotiomycetes; Chaetothyriales; Herpotrichiellaceae
Exons: 5
Coding region: 1-1905 (634 amino acids)
Molecular function (GO): flavin adenine dinucleotide binding; oxidoreductase activity, acting on CH-OH group of donors
Source: RefSeq, a predicted model, not a curated record